Kluyveromyces lactis is the source of this 672-nucleotide messenger RNA. It is a transcript of the gene YNG1, whose product is annotated as Yng1p. The record is from RefSeq and is a predicted model, not a curated record. Gene Ontology annotation, biological process: regulation of DNA-templated transcription. Bases 1 to 672 code for a protein of 223 amino acids. The transcript has a single exon. Gene Ontology annotation, cellular component: nucleus; Rpd3L complex; Rpd3L-Expanded complex. NCBI's taxonomy places the organism in Eukaryota, Fungi, Ascomycota, Saccharomycetes, Saccharomycetales, Saccharomycetaceae.
AUGCUAACGCCUAGAAUAGAAUUGACCAUUCUGGUCUUAGUUAAUCGGCUAGAAGGAAACAGCUCAAGAACAAUGGAAGAUGUUAGGUACGGGUUUCUCAGUACACUGGACCAUUUACCAUGCGAUGUGAUUCGCACCCUCUGGACUAUACAAUCAUUGGAUAUAGGUGAUACUAAUAGAGAUGGAUGUCAUUCAGAAGAGAUGCUGCGACAAGCGCAACAUCUCUUAGAGUUAGUACGGCAAGAACAUUCACGGCUCAAUUUUGAAAAACAAGAAUUGGAGCGAUUCUCUCAGAUUAAGGCAAGGUACGAUAGUCACUUGAAGAAACAACCGAAAUUGAAACCUUUGCCUCAUCACAAACCGAUCAAGAUUAAGAUCACUAUGAAAUCAAGGUACCCAGAGGCAGAAAGGGAACAGAAACUGAUUCAGCAAGAACAUGUGAAUCAUGAUAAGACGCACAAGCCAGAGACAGAGACGUACUGUUUCUGUAGAGAUGUGUCGUAUGGACCCAUGGUUGCUUGUGAUAAUGAAUCUUGUGCCAUCGAAUGGUUCCAUUACCCCUGUGUAGGAUUAUCAGCCGCACCCAAACCCAAUGAGAAAUGGUUUUGUAGUGACAUGUGUAGGAAACAGUACUCCAAUCAUCGGAAAAAGAGCAAGAGAAGAAAGCGUUGA